CGAAAAAAAAAGGUGAAACGAAGAAAAUCUUCAGAAAUCCGAUGGCAUGAGCAAACCUUCUGAACCCUACUCUUGCCUUCCCAAGUUUCCAUCCCGAAUUCUUCACCUCGGCGGCCUCCAGCGCCCCGGCGACACCAGCGUCGUCGCGCCCUGCUCACGGCACCCGCCGCCACCAAACAACCCUUCGUCGCCUGACCACGCCGCCUCCCUCCACCAAGUUGAAGAACGUCACGUCGAAUUCUCCUCUCGUGGUCGUUGCCCUCCUGCUACUCGGCUCCUCCUCCUCGCGCCCCCUCUACAGUAAUGGAAGUGCAGAUCCAUUCGGACUUGGAUUGAUUUCUUCAUCGUUGGUAGGGGGGCAUGUCUACAAAGAGAAGAGGAAGUGGUCGCCGUGGCCGUGGCCGUGGAAGAGGUGCUGUGCCAGAAAAUGGCAUGGAUCAUGAAACCCCUGCACCUUCUUCGCCAAGUACCACUUCUGACAGAGAAGACCAUGUUGAGCUGAUUUCAGAACAAUCCCCAGCUUGUUAUGUUGGACCGACGGAACCUGUAUCCAACACAUUACUCAACCCUAAGAUUAACCACCGUUCUGAUGCAAUCUUUGGUGAUCAGGCUGUGGAGCAGUUGAAGUUGCGUCAUCACAAACCUUUAAAAUUUCAUGAGAGAUAUCGCCCUUAUUUGAGGGAUGCAGGCUUGCUUGGGCUUUCACAAAUUUGCCAGAAGAUGCCUCAGUUGGACAAAGCCUUGAUUACUGCCCUUGUUGAACGCUGGAGGCCAGAGACCCAUAGCUUCCAUUUGGCCUCUGGGGAGAUCACUGUUACACUUCAAGAUGUUGCAAUGUUGUUUGCUCUUCCUAUUGAUGGCCGUUCGGUUUGUUCAACCACUGAUCAUGAUUAUGGGCAAGUGGUCCUUGAUUGUCUAGGUCACGAUGCAAGGGGGGCCGCAAUGCCUGGAAAAUCCUUCUUGCAUUACAAAUGGCUAAAGAAGCACUUCUAUGAAUUACCAGAAGAGGCAGAUGAUCUGACAGUACAGAGGCAUGUUCGAGCAUAUAUCCUUAGCCUUUUAUGUGGGGUGCUCUUUCCUGAUGGGACAGGAAGGAUGAGUCUGAUAUAUCUUCCUCUGAUUACUGAUCUUUCACGUGUUGGUACAUACAGCUGGGGUUCUGCAGUUCUGGCAUUCCUAUACCGAUCUCUUUGUUCUGUUGCCUCCUCCCACAAUAUCAAGAAUAUUGGUGGUUCAUUGCUUCUCUUGCAGCUUUGGAGCUGGGAGCGCUUUCAUGUUGGCAGACCAAUGGUUCGCUCUCCUCUAUGCCCAGAGACAUGCAUCGAACAGGAUUUACCCCCAAUCGGCUUUCGUUGGGUGGGGGCUCGCACACAGAGUGACAACGCUACUCGCUGUCUUAAGCAGUACAGAGAUGAGCUGAAUCUGCAGCGUGUAGAUCAGGUGAAGUGGGAUCCCUACCUGCACAUAGAGUCCUCAAGUUUACCACCACUUUGUACAAAAGAUGCGGACCUGUGGCUUACACAAGCUCCAUUAAUAAAUUUCCCUAUAGUUGAAAUGUAUUUGCCCGAGCGAGUCAUGCGGCAAUUCGGGCUUCGCCAAUGCAUUCCACCACCUUUUCGGCCUACGCUACAGUCAUUGCAUCGUUUUAGUCGACGUGGCAGAGAGCGUGAAAAUUGGGAAGAAACACACCAUGAGUAUAUUCAGGAAUGGGAAGCCCGACGGCAGCGCAUAUUUCGAGAUACGGAACAAUAUGAUCCAUCUUCUUAUGAGGAGUACCUGCAAUGGUACUCAGGAGCUACACGACGGUACCUUGUCCCAGUAAUAAGUGAUGAUGCUGAAGCAGGACCUUCGGCCCCACCUGAUGAUUCCUUAGAUCUUCAGUAUCAAGCAAAGUCUCCGAUGAUCCGCAAAGUGGUUGAUAAACUGGAAGGUAUGGUGAAGAGGGCCAAGAGAGCCAUGACAUCUACAGCUGAUAUGACUACUCAAGCAUUGGUUGCUGAGUUCCUGCAUGGCUUUCAAGAUGUCCUGCAAGACCUUGGUGAGAUCCAGAAAAAUGGUGGCUCAGCUGUUCCACCUUUUGGUUCAGAUACUAGUCCACAUGUUGACUCAGGCGCCACUCAAGAGACACCUCAACUUUUGCUUGAAGCAGAACAAAACACAGAUGCCGAUCAAGAGGCUGAACAACAGGAAGAUGAACUUAACACAGUGGAGCACGCUUCAUUGACCCUCGAGCCUAUGGAUGAGGAAAACAACUUAUCCGACAAUUUGCUAUCUGAACAUCCUUCACUGGCUGUGGAGGAAAAUUGCAUUUCAGCUGCACCAGCCACUGAGAUGUGUGAUAUAGCCACUCCUGCGACUGACUUGGUUAUUCCACAGCCUAGUGAGGAUCUUCAUCAAGAUGAAUAUCUAGAGGACCACCCUGAAAUAGACCAGACUAUACUGAUAGUGGAACCUAAGCUCGAGGAAAAUGACAGUUCAGAUAUUGUGUUCCCACUGAGCCCUCCAUCGCUAAUGCUGGAGGAACAGCGCGACUCAGCUAAGGCAGCAGUGGAACAGGGUGACUUUGCCACUCUAGGUACUGAAUCAUGUACUGUACAACAGAGUCUGGAUGUAAGAGAAGCCGAGGAUGAGGAAAACCUUGGCACAGCUGAGAACGACGUAGCGAUGGUGGAGCAUACGGAUAAGGAAAAGAACAACAAUUCUAAUGGAUGUACUGUGCAACAGAAUGUGGAUGUAAGAGAAGCCGAGGAUCAGGAAAACCAUGGCACAGCUGAGCACGACGUAGUGCUGGUGGGUCAUACGAAUAAGGAAAACAAAGGCAGUUCUAAUGGUGUUUCUUCUUCCUGCCCUGCGUCAUCAGCCAUUAUUGAUACCAUCCAAAUCGAGCAGUGAUCAUCUUUGUGUUACCUAUGUAGCGAUUAGAUGCAAAUUUCUGCAGAUUUAACGUGAGAUGUAGCUCUUUUGUUGCUGAUAGUGUUGGGUUGAUUCUGUUACUUAUUCCGUCGUGGUUAGCCUGAUGAUUUGACCAGACAUUUGAGGUCUUAUUAUUCAUCCAGAGUCUUCUCAAUUUUUUU
Messenger RNA from Phragmites australis (common reed), 3074 nucleotides. Its product is annotated as serine/threonine-protein phosphatase 7 long form homolog. Lineage: Eukaryota; Viridiplantae; Streptophyta; Magnoliopsida; Poales; Poaceae. The transcript has 4 exons. Bases 361 to 2892 code for a protein of 843 amino acids. The record is from RefSeq and is a predicted model, not a curated record. Gene Ontology annotation, biological process: meristem development; meristem maintenance.